This is a messenger RNA of Porites lobata, 3437 nucleotides long. The record is from the annotation of a GenBank genome assembly. Lineage: Eukaryota; Metazoa; Cnidaria; Anthozoa; Scleractinia; Poritidae.
AUGUGUACUCAUGGGCAGGCUACCGCAAAAGGUUUGUCAGUUCCUCCACUGGGACCAAAAGAAGCCACAGCAAAUAAACGGGAAUUCACAGAGGAGCAACUCAAAGAGGGACAGAAUGUCAUAGGCAUUCAAAUGGGAACCAACAAGUUAGCUUCGCAAGCUGGUGAUCACUUUGGCCGCCCAAGGCAGGUGGCUGGAGUAGAUGCCUACAAAUAAACAUCUGCGAAGGUCGUCGCCAAUUGACGGCACAUGACGAUCGAAAACAUACUUAUUAUUUUUGGUUGGAAUGAUAUUUUUUAAUCACUUUUUGAUCACUGACAGAGAGUAGUUCCAUUAGGUUGACCAUAAAUUUUCACCCUAAUUUUCACUCUAUCAAUUCAACACUGAUGAACACUGGUUUGUGCAUUUCUUGUUUUAAUCUUAGUAGGUGAUUUAAAAAUGCAAGUUUUUAGUUAAGUACAAGUGAAAAUAAAUUCAAACAAAUAUUAAGCAUAAACGUUAGAAAGUUAAGCUAAUUAGGAUGGGCAUUUGAAGUUAAAAUAAUCCCUGAUUAUAAUUUUGAAAGGUUUCUUGAUAAGGUCCCAGAACAAACUUUUUUCAAAGACUCAGUGAGAGUUUUUGCUAACGUUAUUAGCAGAUCAGUUUGUGCCUGUACUGUUCAAUGUUAAAAGAGAUCUUAGUGAAAUUGAAUACUUAUAAUAUAGUACAACCUUCGAAAAUGUCAGUAAUAAGAGUUUCAUUGCAAUGAUACUUCAUUUGAUCGGUUAUAUGUUAAUGUUGACUAUUGACAUUGUUAUGCAUGAGUUAAAAUAGAUAAAUUUAAUAACAUAUUUGUUAGUAAUGCUUUUGAAUUGUCAUUCAGUCGGUUUUGCUGGUUUUUGCAGGAAGGCAUUUAGUUAGCUAUGUUGUUAACACAGUAUUUGAAUACUAAUGCAUGCCACUUUUUUAUUAACUUAUUAAAGCAUUGUUACUAGUAAUCUUUAUACUUACAGUUCAUCAAGUGCAAUAAAGUGGGACAUACAUAUACUGGUGUAUUUGUAUGAUCAUUCUUUCUAAAAUAAGAAAAAAAAUGAAAAGCAGUGAAAAGACUGGAGGGUUUUGUUUGAGCUUGAGUUGUGAAAAGUGCAUGCUUGUGUUUAAUUUUGUUAAAGAUACAUUAAGCUGCUCCAAGUUUUACAUACUCAUUACCUGAAAAGUGGUGAAUAAUCAAAUUCUCAUUGUACACCAAGCUGAAGUUUUUCAUCUGCUUAUCCUGACUAUUGCGGUAUGGUCAUCCUCAUAAUGUCACGACAUGAUCAACACUGAUGACUCAGUCAUUUUAAGGUAAGUCAUUCUUUUCAUUUCAUUUCAUUUCACUUACUGGCAGGUAUUUCUGCCUAAUAACAUAUCCAACUAGAAACAGCAUUUAGGUUUUGUCACACUGAUUGUUUAAGGAUUUCAUUGCACACCAAAUUAUGACAUAAUAAAAUGACAUAUAUUACACAUUCAAUUUCCGAUGUUUUGAAACUAUUCAGUUUGGUUUUAUAUCACAUAUGUUAACAACUUGGCUUCUGUGAUAUGGUGGAACCAUCAGUAGCUAUACACUUAAGUAAUGCAAGCCUUUUAAGAGGCUUGUAUCAACUACGAAGUCUUAAUUUAGACAAGCCAAAAGUGUAUAGAGCAGAAGUUCCAAUGAUACCACAAACUGCCACUUAUACUGCACUCUUUGCUUAUACAUCUUUGUAAGGGGUUGUAGGAGGGCUUAUAAAUAGAGGGGCUCAUAUCUGAGGGGGGCUAUAAGAGGAAUAGAAAGAGCUCUUUCAAACAAGCUACAGUAGGGCUGAUCAAAGUACCUUUUGCAUUUAGUCGUUUUUAAUUAAGCCUCAAAACGUCAAAAUAAAUUGAAUUUAUAUCAAUACAUUUGGAGGGGGCUUACAGCUGGCUUAAUUUUUUGUUUAUAGGUAGAUGUAGCCUCCCAUGCAGACAUUGCUUGUAUUUUGUCCCUUCCUACAGAGGGAGGGAUGAAAUAUGAGCUCCCCUAAAAACAAAUGCAUGGGAGGCUAAGGUAGACGGUUCGGAUCUUGUUUACUGUGGGUAAUGUCGAUUGACAUAUCGGUCGACAUAGCGGUCGAUAUAGCGGUCGACAGUCGGUCGAUAUAGCGGUCGACAGUCGGUCGAUAUAGCGGUCGACAGUCGGUCGAUAGUCGGUCGACAGUCGGUCGAUAGUCCGUCGAUAGUCGGUCGAUGGUCGGUCGAUGGUCGGUCGAUAGUCGGUCGAUAGUGAGAUAGACUAUCGGCCGAGUAUCGGUCGAUAUUUCGUCGACGCAUCUCGACUUACUAUCGGUCAUAUGUCGGUGAUAUAUCGGUCAACUGUCGGUGAUAUAUCGGUCAACUGUCGGUGGUAUAUCAGUCAACUGUCGGUGGUAUAUCGGUCAACUGUCGGUGGUAUAUCGGUCAACUGUCGUUCGAAUAUUAGUCGGAUGUUAAUUUAUCAGGUCAGUCCAAUGGCUUUUUUUUUAAGCAAAGACGUCAUUAAUUACUGUUAUCAUGCGAUGAGGGACAUGUGGCAGUGCAAGGCGCGAUUACGCUAUGAAGAGAACCGAAGAGCACUGGGAACUAAGGACAUGAUAACCUUUUUUUUUCCAGUUUGUAUCAUCACCGAUCGUCUGAGUUUUAGCUGUUAAACAGAACCUGUCUCAGCCUAAGUUGAAUCUGCUGCUCCUGUGGUCCCGCAAAAAUGUAGGAAAAUGUAGGAAAUGCUAAGUGUCGACCGACCAUCGACCGAGUGUCGACCAAUUACUGACCGACACAUCGGUCAAGUAUCGACCAACUAUCGACCAAGAAUCGGCGAAGUGUCGGCGAAAUGUCGGCGAAAUGUCGGCGAAAAGUCGGCGAAGUGUCGGUGAACGAAAAGCUAUAUCGGCCGAGACACAUCUGGAACGACUAUCGGCCAUGUCUCGACCGAGUGUCAACCCACUAUCGACCAACUAUCGACCGACUAUCGACCGCUAUAUCGACCGACUGUCGACCGAGUGUCGACCGACUAUCGACCGAGUGUCGACCGACUAUCGACCGAGUGUCGACCGCCAUAUCGACCGCUAUAUCGACCGAUAUCUCGGUCGACAUUACCCACAGUAAACAAGAUCCGACGGUUCAAUAACCAGGGGUGCUUAUAAGUGGGGGAGCUUAUUAGCGGCAGUUUAUGGUAAUUACAUAGCUUAGAUUUUCAUUUAAUUGAUUGUAACUCCUUUUUUUUCAGGCUGGUGCCAAAGGCUUGCAGGUCCCUUGUCUUGGACCCAAAGAAAGCUGAUGCUAAUAAGCGUGAAUUUACUGAUGAACAACUCAAGGAGGGUCAAAACAUUAUAGGCCUGCAGAUGGGAAGCAAUAAAGGAGCAUCGCAGUCUGGAGAUCAUUUUGGUCAUCCCAGGCAAAUCGCUGGUGAUAAAGCUUACAGCUAA